AUGUCUUCAGCCAGUCUGUCAUCAUUUGCGAUGCAGGAUGGUGCCGGCAGCUAUUCUGCAUUUGACGCGACGAGCAAGGGAAGCCGUGCCACUAAGAAGAGUAAAAGACAUCAUCAUAAGAAGAAUAAGAAGCACAAGAAGGAAAGUAAGGAGGAGGAUGAGGCCAUUGCAGCGUUCAAGAAUCGAUAG
Molecule: messenger RNA, 189 nt
Organism: Perkinsus marinus ATCC 50983
Lineage: Eukaryota; Perkinsozoa; Perkinsida; Perkinsidae
Exons: 2
Coding region: 1-189 (62 amino acids)
Source: RefSeq, a predicted model, not a curated record